Molecule: messenger RNA, 418 nt
Organism: Seminavis robusta
Lineage: Eukaryota; Bacillariophyta; Bacillariophyceae; Naviculales; Naviculaceae
Source: the annotation of a GenBank genome assembly
AUGUUUACUCUUCUACACUUCUUCAUCCUCAUGCAGCUGGCGGUUACCGUCGAUGCUACUUACUUGCACACCUACAUGAGUGGACGUUACGAGCAUCACUACCUUUUCGCUAGUUUCAUGUUGUUUGUCGUUUGGGAUGCUGGUGUCACGACUAUCAAGGAUGUGAUCGCGGACAUCAACGAUGACGGGAAUGCCGGUGAUGCAAGAGUCCCCAGGUACCGUCGUUGGUUGGCCCUCGUGCGUGCCUUCGGUCUUCGCUGGGGUGGUGGAUUGAUCCCUGGUGACAUCAAGGAGGCUGUCAACGACGUUGAAACAAACAUUGGAGUCCACGUUACCGAUUGGGAUCAUGAACUCCCUGCUCCUUACGACGAAGAUACGGAUGAUGAUGACAGCGAAGAAGAGGAGUAGGACUACCUUA